Molecule: messenger RNA, 2528 nt
Organism: Magallana angulata
Lineage: Eukaryota; Metazoa; Mollusca; Bivalvia; Ostreida; Ostreidae
Product: rhodopsin-like
Exons: 2
Coding region: 42-1094 (350 amino acids)
Biological process (GO): G protein-coupled receptor signaling pathway
Cellular component (GO): membrane
Molecular function (GO): G protein-coupled receptor activity
Source: RefSeq, a predicted model, not a curated record
CAAAUUUGGACCAUUACCAGAUCAAUUAUAAUCCUUGAAAGAUGGAUUAUCUACAUUCGCCUUUCGAAUUAUCGCAACCACCAGACAACAUACACUGGAGGGAAGAACGGGCACCGCUAGGGGCGCUUUGUUAUCUCCUAAACAUCAUAGGAAUUGUCGGCAACACCGUAGUCUUGUACAUAUUUCUAAAGCGCACGCCGGCCUCAAACUACAAAGUGUUCGUUAUGUCUCUAUCAGGUCUAGAUCUUUCUAUGUGUAUCAAUCACAUUAAUAAAGAAUUAAAUAGAAUGUUCAUUAUCUAUCGACAAUUUGAGGACGUGAUACAAACACAUCUUUGUGCAAUAGGUAACUACAUAGGUUACUUAGCAGGAGUCCCUGCUCUCCCUAUUGUUACUUUCAUUGCAUUUGAGAGAUAUAGAAAAAUUUGUACCCCGUUCAAGCCCCAAAUCACUAUCAAGCGUUCAAAAAUUAUGUGCAUUGUUUCCAUUUUGCUGUCUAUUCCCAUAGUGUCCCCCGUCUAUGAAAUAUACGGGGUGAGGUUUGUCAAGGUAGAUAACAUCACGGCAACAAGAUGCGAUAUUAAAAACAAGUAUGACUAUUCGGUACUACCUUUUGUAUUUCCUCUCUUCACGUUUAUAUCUGUUUCGUUCAAUAUUGUUGCUAUAUUAAUAUUUCAAAUCAAAAUACGGAAUGCUCUCGUGCAAAAAGCAAAGUCAAAAAUGAGGAUGAAAAAUUUGAAAAACACGACAACAUUAAAAGUUGUCGCGGGAAUAGCAAAUCAGGAAGAAGCGAAAAAGCCGCAACCAUCGGUCGAAGACCAGGAAGCGGCCAAGAACAGACGGAUUGCGAUAACUUUUUCCAUUGUUACCUCCAUGCUUGUGAUAAGUUUUGUAACUUUGAAUAUCUUUCAUCUGGCUCAAGGAAUUGAAAGAUACGUGUCUCCAAACAGGGAAAUCUCUAAAGUCGAAGAUGUUGUGAAUGAAUAUGUUCCGGACGCCAUUAUUCUUAAUGGAAUUCUGAAUCCAUUCGUCUACUUCUUUACUGACAACCAAUUUCGUCAAGAAGUUUUUAAACUGUGUGGUCGAAACAUAUAAUUGUGAAACAUUUCAUGUAUCAAAUGCUUGGUCGCUGAUAAUCUUAAUUAUUUAGUGUAUGAAGUUAAUUUCAAUAUCUAUAUUUGCUGUAUCAGGAGAGCGAGAUUCACUGGAACAGAAGUAGUUUUCUUGCAUAUUGUAAUGUAUAGGCUUAUCAUAAAAUAGUAUAUUGUAAAAUGUAAUUUCAACGGUCAAUAAUCUAACACUUUUUACUCCCAAAGAAAUUUUCAGUGUUCAGCUAUUAGAAAUAAAACAUCUAGAAUGUUAUCAAUUGAAUUCUUAAUCAAUAAAAAUGCUUGAUAGAAUCAUUCAUUAUUACGAGGUGUGGGAUAGUAAAAUUCCACCGAGGGACAAGAUUCAUGGUCUACGACGAGGCUAUGACAACUUUCUGUUACGACGUUCAAAUGAUUACUUUCGGUUUAUCCCUCCGCGUGCUUCAAUUAGUGGAGGUUAAAAUGAGAGCAUACAACAUUUUUUAAAAUAAAAAUAUGAUAAUUUGUAAUUAAUUAGCAAAACAAUGGAUUGGUAAUUACUUGGAUAAACUCAAUCCAUCAUUUUGCAUUUUUCUACAGCAGACGUUUGUUUACGUUUUAAAGCGGCGUAGUAAUACACAGUGUAAGGCACUGCUGUCUCACACUGGACAGACUGAUCUCACACUGUUGAUAAUGCGAGAAAUGAAUUUAUUUUUUAAUUAUUAUAGGUUUAAUCUAAUUAAACUUAAUUUGAUUAGAAUCGAAACUUAACUAGUAUUCACAUUGAGUUUCGAUUCAUGUAGAAAAUUAAAAAAAAAAUACAGUCAAAACCAAAGAUUUUCAAUUAUUUGUGGUGUUUUUGGAUCAAGGACAAGAUGUUGUCCAUGAUACUUGGGUAAUUAUUUGCGUUUUUAUCAGUGUGAGUCCUUUAUGUGCACAUCCGGUAUUGGUAUCAAGUUAAAGAAACAUUGCUUUCCACUGCAUAUCUUUUAAAAACAACUUUCUUAAAAGUUAAAUCUAGAAAUAGUUAUUUUUCCUUGCUUUUUUUGUUAAUUGGUUGAGUGUAAACCAUGUUAUACAAAAAAUAAUGAUUAAUCGUGGUUUUUAACCAAGAUGUUUUUUAUAACAAGUCAAUGAUUUCGUUUUAUGUGAUUUGAUUUAAAAAAAUUAAUAUUGUGCAAAUAGAACAAAAUGGCAGAAUUUAAGAAUAGAUCAUUUGUCUCGUUUUUGCUAUUUUAAAACUGCAUUUGCAUGUGUAUUUAAGCUAUUUUGAUUAGUCUUAAAUAAAAUAUAUAAGCAUAUUCAUAAUCUGCAUGUUAUUUUGAUACGAGUAAGUAAUACAGUUCUUUGCAUAAUGUUGAUACUUUCAAAAGAAGAAGGACCUUCUGCAUACUCAUUCACUAAAAAAACCCCAUUCUGAUGAUUCAUAGAUUUUUUUUAGAUGUUCAGGAGAUACUAUCAA